AUGCGUGAGAGAGAUUUGGUUUCGUGGAACUGUUUGAUCUGUGGGUAUAGUCAGUGCAGUAGGUAUAAGGAGGUUUUGGGUCUUUUCGAGGGAAUGAAGGUAACAGAGAGUGUGAGGGCUGAUGCGGUGACGUUGGCACAACAAGCGAAUGCAGCUUCGAAGAAGAGCGAGAAGCGUGGGAAUGAGGAGGAUGAAAAUGCAGCUGAUUUUGUUGAUCCUCCGACUCCGGUUGGCCAGAAGAAGCAGCUGUCUAAGCUGAUGGCCAAACAGUACAGUCCAGCUGCCAUGGAUAAAGGGUGGUAUUCGUGGUGUGAGAAAUCAGGGUGCUUUGAGGCAGAUACGAAGAGCUCCAAACCUCCUUUUGUGAUUUUUUGCCGCCUCCGAAUGUCAUCGUCCCGCUUCAUGUUGGCCAUGGUCUUACUGCUGCUAUUGAGGACACUUGAUAUGUUGGCGAAGAAUGUCAGGUUACAAUGCCUUGUGGGUGCCUGGAUGGACCAUGCUGGGAUUGCAACUCAGGUUGUUGUAGAAAAAAAGCUGAUGCCUGAGUGCAAUCUAACCCGGUAUGAUAUUGGCCGUGAAGAGUUUGUGUCUGAAGUUUGGAAUUGGAAAAAUAGUCAAGGGGAAGCUUUUAUACGGUAGCUACGGCGUUUGGGUGCUUCAGUGGAUUGGACCGCGAGAGGUCAAAAGCUGUGCCAGAGGGUUUUGUGAGGCUUCAUGCGGAAGAUCUUAUCUACAGGGCGAACUCUCUGUUGGAACUGUGGCUUCUUUUAUUGGUUAUGCUUUCACAUUAACAUUCGCGGUUCAAGGCCUGGUUAACACAUUUGGAGAUCUUCGUGGAACUUUUGCUGCAGUGGAGAGGAUUAACUCUGUUUAUCUAGGGUAGAAAUCAAUGAAGCCCUUGCUUAUGGCUUACAAAAGGAAAUGCAACGAAAGAAACUACUUGAUGAAAAUUACAGAUUGUUCCUCAUCGAUGGUUCCAAU
This is a messenger RNA of Fragaria vesca subsp. vesca, 981 nucleotides long. RefSeq names its product valine--tRNA ligase-like. Gene Ontology annotation, molecular function: ATP binding; valine-tRNA ligase activity. Gene Ontology annotation, cellular component: cytosol. The coding region runs from base 1 to 639 and encodes 212 amino acids. The record is from RefSeq and is a predicted model, not a curated record. Gene Ontology annotation, biological process: valyl-tRNA aminoacylation. The transcript is spliced from 10 exons. Lineage: Eukaryota; Viridiplantae; Streptophyta; Magnoliopsida; Rosales; Rosaceae.